AGCCCGCCCUACUUCACUACCCGCCAGCCCCUGCAGCGGCCGUCGCCUGGCAGCGCUGCGGCAGCCUGGCAGAGGUAAACACUGGCUGGCAGGGAGGCCGUGGCUCGCUGCUUGACCCGUGACCUGACUGGUGACCCUGCCUCGGCGGCCCCCGUGUCCUCCUCGCCUGCACUGUGUCACCGCCCUGCUGCUGUAUGUACGCACGUGUGGCUGCAUCGAGGUUCAUGGAACACAGUUUGGAAAACACAACAUCCAUCCGAUAAUUGUUCAAGCUAACAUAGAAUGAGUGAAAAGUGAAAAGAACGCUUGACUUCUUAAAAAGAGUGCAGUGACAGUGUAUGUUAUGUGAUAAUAGAGGCAGAGUUCAGUGUGUCUCAAGGGCCCGUGUUACUCCAUCAGCAGUACGCACAAAGAGAACCGUGUGAAGCGACCAUGAAUCCCAUGCCCGGCUUGCCGCCACUGCCCAAGAGUCUCAGUGGCCUCUUAACCUUCGCCAGCCGACGGGAGAGUGGUGGUGGUGGCAGCGUUGAGCGGCAUAGUCCUCCGGUGAAGGCUAACACAGAGCGCUACAGUCCACCAGUCAGGGCAGACUCCCGCACAGAAUCUCGCAUGGACUCCCGCCCAGAGUCUGCACGGUCACACUACUCCGGUGUUGGUUACGGAGCGAGUGCCUUCGAACCAUAUUACGCCAACGGCUCAAUGCAGGGGUUCUCACCGCGCUCAUCACCCCGCAGUCACUCCUCUUCCCCUCGUAAUCAGAGUGGUGGUGGCGGAGGGGGCACCUCAGGAGGCAGCAAGAGCCACAGUCCACGAGGCAGCCCGCCGGUGCCUGGCUCCAUCACGGGAAACAACCCUCGGUUGAGCCCAGCCCACGCGCCUCUCAGGCAGAGGCGACCGUCUACUUUGGACUCUCAGCUGGCCGUACUCAGGAAGGAGAUGGUUGGUCUCCGGCAGCUGGAUAUGUCACUAUUGUGUCAGUUGUGGUCACUCAACGAAUCAAUCCAAGAGUUCAAGCAGCUGGUCAAUGAGCGGGCAGCCACUGGAAUAGACUGGGGAGGGGGAGACACUUCAGCUGAAGAUACAGAUGAUUAUUAUGGCAUCCCUGUGCGGCGACCCAACCCUUACCUCCACCCUGUGCCUGAGCAGUACCCACAGUUGUCUCCCUCCUCUUCUGAGUCCAGUUUAGAAUAUGGAAACAUAUAGGGCCAUGCAACUGCCCUCUCACGACGGAACAGAGGGUCAAGCAGUCAGCUGCGUUCACUGCCUCAUCACAAGCGAUGAUGCCUCUUUUCAGAAGUUACUGCUAGGGCACCGACAUCAUCAUGAAAAUUAAUUGGUGUUGUUGAUAUUAGUCAUCAGUAAUGUUUUGUUUUUUUUGUUUGUUUUUUUCAGCUGUGCAUCAUUUUUAUACUCAGAAGAGAAGUUAUGAUCUUGAUGAAGCUACAUGCUGGAGUCAAGGGGUAAACAGAGCUUGCUGCCGUAUGAGGUGACUCAAAACAAGUCUUGUCACUUGGUCGUAGAAAGUAUUUCAGUGGAUCUUUUUGCACAAAAUGCCAAAAUCUAAAGAUUAAAUUUAUAAAAAAGAAGAUACUAUCGGUGCUCUGAUACUAUUUGGAAAGUGAAAGCAGUUGUUUUGAUUGUUGUGUAGCCUGUAUUGCAGACAGUUAUGUUGAGCCAAGUGCUCUCAAUACUUUCAUGGAUUGGCUACAUAUUUUUUCAGUUUGCCUUUUUAAGACCUGAGAAAAACAAAUGCUAGUGUUUGACAUUUCCUGAAAUUUAUUAAAUUUUCAUAAAAAAACAAAGGUCAGUGAAUUUGAACCAUCCAUAUAGCCACCACUCAUACUGCAGUGUUUGCAAGGAUAUCACAACCUAACUGUGUGAAAUCAUAAUCCAGAGAGCUUUUUUAUUUAUUUUUAUUUAUUUAUUUAUUUUUUUUACUGAAAACUUGCAGCAAAACUUUUAUAGAUGAAAAAUACUGUAAUAGAACUGUCUCUAUGUGUGUAUCCUUGCUGCACCCAAGAAGCUGACCCUUAAAUGAAGCAGUGCUUGGACAAUCAGACUGAAGUCUUCAGUCUCUUGAGUCAUCUCAUAAUGAUGCAAAACACCCAGCAUGUUGGCUUCACUUUAUAUAUAU
Messenger RNA from Eriocheir sinensis (Chinese mitten crab), 2134 nucleotides. Its product is annotated as protein FAM89A-like. Lineage: Eukaryota; Metazoa; Arthropoda; Malacostraca; Decapoda; Varunidae. The record is from RefSeq and is a predicted model, not a curated record. The transcript has 3 exons. Bases 433 to 1203 code for a protein of 256 amino acids.